Messenger RNA from Clunio marinus, 1502 nucleotides. The record is from the annotation of a GenBank genome assembly. NCBI's taxonomy places the organism in Eukaryota, Metazoa, Arthropoda, Insecta, Diptera, Chironomidae.
UGAAAGAUUUUUGUUUUCAAGAAGAAAUUCAUGCUGUUCUAAUGGGAGAGAAGUUAAACUUUGAUUUACAAGCAAUCAAAGAUGAUUUGAUUGUUGGUAUAAGUGAAUGUAAUAAACGGGGGCUCAUUCAUUCAGGAAAAUGGCUUGCUGAGUUAAAUCGAGGUUUAAAAAUUCCCAACUAUAAACUUGCAGUACCUCCAAUUGAUACUGGAAUAUCAGAAGUUGAAUUUGAUGAUUAUUGUCUUGCAAAAUCUUAUUUUGACUGUAAAGAAUAUGAUCGAGCUGCUUACUUCACUCGAUUGUGUACAUCACCAGUUCCAAAAUUUCUUAAUCUUUAUUCCAUGUACAUGGCAAAAGAAAAAAAACGUUUGGAUAAUUCACCAGACAAUACAACACUUUCGGGUAAUGCUCAUUUAAAAGAUCUCAGUGAUUUGAUGAAGUUGUUGAAUGAAGAAUACGACAGAAAGAAACUCGACGGUUACGGAAUGUAUCUUUAUGGAGUAGUUCUUAAGAAAUUAGAUCUAUCACAACUGGCAGUCACAGUGUUUCUAGAAAGUGUUCAUCUCGUCCCAUUUCUGUGGAGUGCGUGGAUCGAACUUGCUCCAUUAAUUCAAGAUGAACAAAAGACAGAAAUGGCACAUCUUGCACAUAAAGCUGUUGAGAUCAACAAAUAUCGUCCAGAAACUUGUUGUGUGAUUGGAAAUUAUUACAGCAUUCGUGGUGAACAUCAAAAAGCGAUUUUAUACUUUCAAAGAGCUUUAAAACUAAACCCAAAAUAUCUCUCAGCAUGGACUUUGAUGGGACAUGAAUUUAUGGAACUGAAGAAUACAAAUGCAGCAAUUCAAAGCUAUCGACAAGCAGUUGAAGUGAAUAGAAGAGAUUUCCGAGCUUGGUAUGGAUUAGGUCAAGCUUAUGAGAUCAUCAAAAUGCCAUUUUAUGGGCUUUACUACUACAAAACAGCAACACAACUUCGUCCAUAUGAUUCAAGAAUGCUUGUGGCCCUUGGAGAAACUUACGAGAAAGUUGGAAACAAUUCAAAUGCUGUCAAAUGUUAUCAGAAAGCUUGUAACGUUGGUGACAUUGAAGGAAAUGCAAUGUUGAAGCUUGGAAAUCUUUAUGAGAAGAUAAAAGAUCGUGAAAACGCUGUUUUAGCGUAUAAGAAUUUUGUACUAGACGAACGAAGUAAAUUAGAAAGAUCGGCACUGAUUAACGCUUAUCUUUAUCUCGCGAAUUAUUAUUUGGAUAUGAAGAAUUAUGAAGAUGCAACUUUUUACGCUCAUAAAAUUCUUGAAUUAGAUGAAACAAAACCAGAAGCGAAAUCAAUUUUGAAAGAGAUUGCCGAUGGACGAGGUAAACAGUUGGCGGUGACUCCUGUAGAUACUGUAAAUGAAGUUAAUAUGAAUAUAGCCAAUAUGGAGUGUAACAUGGAAUUGGAGACCGAUGGUGGAGCUUUAGAUGAAACUUCAGUAAUUCCAGAUGAUUUGGAUAUGUCACUAUGUUAA